Molecule: messenger RNA, 1861 nt
Organism: Daucus carota subsp. sativus
Lineage: Eukaryota; Viridiplantae; Streptophyta; Magnoliopsida; Apiales; Apiaceae
Product: mediator of RNA polymerase II transcription subunit 15
Exons: 3
Coding region: 104-1627 (507 amino acids)
Source: RefSeq, a predicted model, not a curated record
CUUCUACCAUUCGUUAGUCGUUACACACAAACACAAACACACACCACAUUCCAAUAAUUCUCCCAAAUUCAUUUCCCCAAAUAAUCCAACGAAGCUAUCAGCAAUGGCCUCCGGAUCAAAAGGGUAUGAUUAUGGCAGCGAUGACGACAUUCUCUCCUCUUACGAAGAUUACCCAAUUCCCGAGCCAUCUAACGGGAAUCAUCCUGUCAAUACUAAUAAUCCUGGAAAGGAAUUCCAGAAAAGUAGAAUGGCAAAUUCAUCAGCAUUCCCUGCUUCCUCUUAUAGUCCGCCAGGAGAAUCUUAUAAGCAAGAUUUGGCUGCUCAUGUUGAAAGCACAGUAAGAAAAUAUGUUGACAAUCUAUUGCGCUUUCUCGAGGGGAUUAGCUCCAGAGUAUCACAGCUUGAAUUACACUGUUACAAUCUAGAUAAAUCUAUUGAAGAAAUGCGUUCAGGGUUAGCUCGUGAUAAUGAAGAAGCAAGUUCGAAACUAAAAUUUCUGGAGAAGCAUCUGCAAGAGGUCCAUAGGUCCGUACAGAUCCUAAGAGACAAACAGGAGCUUGCUGAUACUCAAAAAGAACUUGCAAAGAUUCAGCUUACACACAAGGCAUCCAGUUCUUCAGUACAUUCCCAACGAAGUGAGGAGAGAGCUUCACCCCCUGUUUCUGGUGCAAGAAAGAAUGAUGACACGUCAAAUUUGCAUUGCCAACAACUAGCUCUUGCUUUACCCAAUCAAGUCUCUUCACAACCAUCACAUCCCACCAGAUCAGGGGAGCAACGCCAGCAUCCAAUAAUGGCACCUCAAGGUAUUACGCCAUCCCAAGGUUAUUAUCUACAUUCCGUGCAGCUUUCGAGUAUACCAUCUCAGAUGCAACAGACACAUGGUCAAUAUCUACCAACUGAUUCUCAGUAUCGAACUUCACCACAGCCCAUACAAACUCAAGUAAACCAGACACCACAAAACCACUAUCAGCAACAGUGGUCCCAGCAGCUAUCUCAGCAGAGUCAACCCCAACAACAAAUAUCUUUGCAGUCCCAAGUGAGGCCCUCACCCCUUGCUGCUUAUUCUCCCUAUACGCAUGGUCAAGCUGCAAGCUCUUCUACUUCAGAGGCCCUCCCAAAUAGCAUGCCACGGAAAAUGUCAUUUUCAGGAAUUUCUCAAGCCACUUUAAGUCACUCAGAAGCAAUGCCUUAUGGGUAUCUUGGUGUGAGUAGACCAGUUCAGCAGCAGCCUCCACAUCAGCACUUGAAGGCUACUUUUGGAGCACAGCCAGGAGAUAGGUAUGUGACUUCUGGACCCCACCCUACAGUAUUCCCGGGAAAUACUUACGUGAUGUAUGAUGGUGAAAGCUUGCAUCUGCCUCAGACUCAAAUCCAGCCGAGUAAUUACUCUCAAAACCAGCAACCACCCAAUGCCACAAGCCCAACGGCUCGCCCUCCACAAAACAUGCGGAACCAUCCCUACAGUGAACUGAUUGAGAAAUUAGUUAGCAUGGGAUACAGGGGAGAUCAAGUCGUAAGUGUAAUCCAGAGGCUAGAGCAAAAUGGCCAACCUGUUGAUUUUAAUGUCGUGCUUGAACGCAUGAAUGCACUUUCUGCAGGGAGUUCUCAGAGGGCAUGGGCUGGUUAAGCAACAACUGCAGCACGUGAAUCGUGAUGAAACAUUUGUGGUGUAUUUUGUGAAUAAAACUACAAUUGAUUUGUACUUGGUAGUUUGCAUGUAUAUCGAGAGAUGCGUUCUAUUAUUUUGCUAUCUCGUCCAAAUCUAUCAGGUCUACUGAUCAUUAGUUUCCAAGCUUUGAUGUAUUAACACGUUCUUGUUUAACGGUGGAUAUAUUGUUGCUUUGUAUGCAAACCAAGUUGA